Molecule: messenger RNA, 1944 nt
Organism: Daucus carota subsp. sativus
Lineage: Eukaryota; Viridiplantae; Streptophyta; Magnoliopsida; Apiales; Apiaceae
Exons: 4
Coding region: 377-1852 (491 amino acids)
Biological process (GO): transmembrane transport
Cellular component (GO): membrane
Molecular function (GO): transmembrane transporter activity
Source: RefSeq, a predicted model, not a curated record
UACUUAACCAUGGUAUACCAAAGCUUGGUUAAGACAAAUCUCUAACCGUGCUUAAAACACAUAAUCCUUCCUUAAUCUUCAUGUCCUAGUUUCAGUCUGACGAAGAUCCACUUUCCACUUUGGAUCAGUUAUAUAACCAUAUUUAUAUUUAUUACAUUCUCCAAUCAUAUUCUAACUAACCUUGAAUCUUCUUUUGAUACCCCCGUUUAAAUUCAUGGGAAGUGAUCAAGUUUGAAUCUCUAAAGUGCUAAGUGAUUUCUGAACGUGUAGUAUAUGUGUAUGAAUAUAUUAUGAGAUUGAGUCAAACUUGUAGAAGAUGGUGAUUAUGGCUAGUGGGUGGUGUUUAGAUCCAGCCCAUAUUGAGGUUGUUUAAUGGAUGGGGAUUAGAUAUAGAAGCUCAAGAUUAUUGUUGAAAUUAAGGCCUCUUUUUCCAGCUAAUCAAAUGGCUUACAUCAAAGCAAGAAAGAUUUUCGGGAUUUCUCUUUCAUUAAUAAUCAUCAACCUAGCGGCUAUAAUGGAGCGUUCUGAUGAGAAUCUCCUGCCAGCCGUUUACAAGGAAGUCAGUGAGACUUUCGGCGCUGGGCCAUCUGAUCUAGGCUACCUUACAUUCAUAAGAAACUUCGUUCAAGGCCUUGCAUCACCAUUGGCUGGUAUAUUAGUCAUAAACUAUGAUCGGCCAGCAGUACUUGCCAGCGGGACUCUUUGCUGGGCAUUGUCAACAGCUGCAGUGGGUUCAAGUCAAUAUUUUCGACAAAUCGCUUUCUGGCGUGCUGUGAAUGGCUUUGGACUCGCAAUUGUGAUACCUGCGCUCCAGUCUUUUAUAGCGGAUAGUUAUAUGGAUGGUGUGAGAGGGGCUGGAUUUGGUUUUCUAAACCUUGUUGGCACAGUAGGUGGCAUAGGAGGUGGAGUUCUUGCCACUGUAAUGGCCGGACAUGAAUUCUUGGGUGUUCCUGGAUGGCGUUGCGCCUUCAUUAUGAUGGCUUCUUUGAGCGCCUUAAUUGGAAUCCUUGUUUUCUUAUUUGUUGUUGAUCCAAGAAAAACAUCUACUAACAAUACUACCGGGGAAAGUUCUGAUAGGGAUGCUUUGGUAGAAAGGGGAACUACUACCCCCACAUCAGUAUGGCUCGAAUCCUGGACAGCAACAAAAGCUGUUCUUAAAGUGCAAACAUUUCAGAUCAUUGUGUUGCAAGGUCUUGUUGGUUCACUGCCGUGGACAGCAAUGGUGUUUUUCACAUUGUGGUUUCAACUAAUUGGUUUUGACCACAACAGUGCGGCAACUCUCCUCAGUCUUUUCGCAGCUGGAUGUGCUAUAGGAUCUUUCAUGGGUGGUAUAAUUGCAGACCGAAUGACACAAAAAUUCCCUCAUUCAGGACGCAUAAUGUGCGCGCAAUUUAGUGCAGGCAUGGGCAUACCAUUCACCUGGUUUCUUCUUCGAGUGGUUCCCCAGUCGGUUAGCAGCUACUACCUAUUUGCUGUGACACUUCUCCUAAUGGGCCUUACUAUAAGCUGGAAUGCUACUGCAGCCAAUGGCCCUAUGUUUGCUGAGGUGGUCCCUGCCAAGCAUAGAACUAUGAUCUAUGCAUUUGAUCGGGCUUUUGAAGGAUCUUUCUCUUCUUUUGCUGCUCCAAUUGUAGGAAUUCUUGCAGAGCAGAUAUAUGGUUACAAUCCAAAGUCUGUUGACCCGAAAACAGGGUCCAUACCAGAGGCCAUUGCACUGUCAAAAGGCCUCUUCUCGAUGAUGGCAGUUCCCUUUGGCUUGUGCUGCCUGUUCUACACACCCUUGUAUUGGUUCUUCAGAAGGGACCGAGAGGCUGCUAGGUUAGCCAGUAUGAAAGAGCUAGAGAUGAUUUAGAACUCUUCAUUUUCUUUGUAAGUAAUGAAAAACAGCACUAUUUCUCAAAGAAAUGAUUCCAGACUUUUAACUUUCAAGUAUCUUAUUAUUCA